Grus americana (Whooping crane) is the source of this 2235-nucleotide messenger RNA. RefSeq names its product 5-hydroxytryptamine receptor 2B (gene HTR2B). The transcript has 3 exons. Gene Ontology annotation, cellular component: dendrite; plasma membrane. Gene Ontology annotation, molecular function: G protein-coupled serotonin receptor activity; neurotransmitter receptor activity. The record is from RefSeq and is a predicted model, not a curated record. Lineage: Eukaryota; Metazoa; Chordata; Aves; Gruiformes; Gruidae. Gene Ontology annotation, biological process: smooth muscle contraction; G protein-coupled receptor signaling pathway, coupled to cyclic nucleotide second messenger; chemical synaptic transmission. Bases 586 to 1977 code for a protein of 463 amino acids.
AUUCUUAAUAAGGGGAAAUAUGGGAACUGCCGUCUGCCUACGCACACACUGCUGGAGACUAGACACUCGGGAGAGGAGGAGUUGCAUACACACAACGCGAGCAUCUGCCUUUGCAUCAGUUUGGACUUACAAAGAGCAAAUCUACGUACACUGUUUCUAAAGGGAACUAUUUGGCAUCUAAAUUAAUCUAUCAGUUUUUACUGCUGUAGGGAAAAAAAAAAAAAGGAAGCUAAUGCACUGCUUACUUUUCACAGCUAUUGAAUUGUCUCCUAUAAUCUUCUGAAACCUGAACCUCGCUAUAAGGGGGAGACCAGACCACUGAACCCUACCAACCAGAGAUGGACACAAGACAGGACUUUCACUUUUAAGACCUAAUCGCGCCCAGCAAAGCACAGGAUAAAAAAAUUGGAUACCAGCUUGGACACUGUUACUGUAUCUCAAAAUAGCAGAUGACCAGUUUACCAUACUGACCAUGCUGGCCUUUCUUCAGGACCAUCCUGGACCAGAGAGGAACAGUGAACUCUUACACCGUAAGCAAUUCCUGCACAAAAUACAGCUCCUGAAUACAUUCAGCUGGACACAAAAAUGUCCUAUCCUUUACAUUUCUUGAACGGGUCUGGAGUUGGCAAUGCAUCUUUGUCGCCUCUCUCAGUAACAGGAGAACCCAAGCAGGGCUACCCAAGUGACGAACAAGGAAACAAAGUGCGUUGGGCAGCUUUACUGAUCCUUCUGGUGAUAAUCCCCACCAUUGGGGGGAACAUACUUGUCAUACUGGCGGUGUCUCUGGAGAAAAAGUUGCAAUACGCUACCAACUACUUUUUGACGUCCCUGGCGGUGGCAGAUUUGCUUGUGGGUCUGUUUGUGAUGCCAAUUGCCCUUCUCAUAAUAUUAUUUGACAAUGCCUGGCCUUUUCCAACUGCCUUGUGUCCUAUCUGGCUGUUCCUUGAUGUCCUCUUUUCCACAGCUUCCAUCAUGCACCUCUGUGCCAUCUCACUAGACCGCUAUAUUGCAAUUAAAAAGCCAAUCCAGGCUAGUCAGUACAAUUCAUGGGCUACAACAGUCAUCAAAAUCAUCGUGGUUUGGCUCAUUUCAAUAGGCAUUGCUAUUCCGGUCCCUAUCAGAGGCAUUGAGGAUGGAAAUGGCAACUCUACAAACAUCACGUGUGUCCUGAUGCCUGAUCGUUUUCACGACUUCAUUCUAUAUGGAUCAGUGGCUGCAUUCUUCAUCCCCCUCGCUAUCAUGAUAGUCACUUAUUUUCUGACAAUUCAAGUCCUACGCAAGAAGGCCUACUUGAUCAACAAGCCACCUCAGCGUUUCACUUGGUCAACAGUGUCCACAGUGUUUCAGCGUGACACAACACCUGCCUCCUCACCAGAAAAGGUGGCCAUGCUAAAUGGCUCCAGAAAGGACAAGACUUUGUCCAAUGACAUGCCUAUCUGCAGAACAUCUACAAUUGGGAGGAAGUCCAUGCAAACGAUAACCAACGAACAAAGGGCGUCAAAAGUUCUGGGGAUCGUAUUUUUUCUUUUCUUGCUGAUGUGGUGCCCAUUCUUCAUAACAAACAUAAGUUCAGUUCUGUGCAACUCCUGCAACAAGGAAGUUUUUCAAAAGCUUAUGGAGAUAUUUGUUUGGAUAGGAUAUGUAUCCUCAGGAGUGAACCCUCUUGUCUACACACUCUUCAACAAAACAUUUAGGGAGGCUUUCAGCAGGUAUAUCACUUGCAACUAUCGGACCACAAAGCCUAUCAAGGCCCUUCGGAAGCGCUCUAGCAGGAUCUCUUUCAGAAGUUCUGUGGCAGAAAAUUCCAAGCUCUUUGUCAUGCAUGGGAUGAGAAAUGGGAUUAACCCCAUUAUGUACCAGAGCCCAAUGAGGCUGAGGAGUUCACCCAUCCAAGCAUCAUCAGCCAUUCUGCUGGAUACAUUGCUGCUCACAGAGAAUGAAGUUGAUAAAACAGAAGAACAAGUCAGCUACGUAUAGGGGAAUGGCAGCCAUGCCCAUACCAUAGUAUUACUGUAUGUAUUAUUCUAGGUAACUGUGCUAUAAGAGGGUAUAAAUACUAUUGUUUUCUGUUAUUUAUGCAAGCGAUAUCUUAUAAAUUUAUAUUAAUUCCUCUCCUCCAAAGUCUCCUCUACUUUAACCCCAACCCCAUGGUGGCAACCAAAACUUCAUUCCAUGAUAAAUGACUAAUGCAGAUCUGUAGUCUACAGGAAGAGGAAAAUAAAUAAAAGCUAAAUC